Melitaea cinxia (Glanville fritillary) is the source of this 3142-nucleotide messenger RNA. RefSeq names its product trimethylguanosine synthase (gene Tgs1). NCBI's taxonomy places the organism in Eukaryota, Metazoa, Arthropoda, Insecta, Lepidoptera, Nymphalidae. Gene Ontology annotation, biological process: 7-methylguanosine cap hypermethylation; 7-methylguanosine RNA capping. The transcript has 11 exons. Gene Ontology annotation, cellular component: nucleus. Gene Ontology annotation, molecular function: RNA cap trimethylguanosine synthase activity. Bases 54 to 2888 code for a protein of 944 amino acids. The record is from RefSeq and is a predicted model, not a curated record.
AUUAUAGGGCUGAAAUUGGACUAAAGCUUGACUAAAGCGGUUAAUUAUCAGUGAUGUCGGAGUAUUACGAUCACCACCACCGCUGGGAGCCGUUGGCCGAGUUUAAUUUCUUCUUUGACGAUGAUGAAGAAUAUUAUGACGAUAAUUACAUUUAUUGUUUAUGUAGCCGUGCUUUUAUAAGAGAUGGAGUGAAAACAUACUACGCUAACAAAGAGUAUGGUAGUGAGAGCGAUGCAGAUGUGGUGGAAGACUCUCAGUCACAGGAUGUUGAUGAACACUCACACGUACAUUUCUCUGUAGAUACAUCUUAUAAAACUAAAUGUGAGAAAGAUGAGGGUGCAAGUUGCUAUUGCAGUGCAUCUCAUACUGACAAUUAUUGUUCAACUGAUGAACUUGACCCUACUCAAGUCCAUGGCUUCCCUUCUCAUGCCCUCCAACCCAGUGACAGUGGUGCUGAUCUUACAUACCAAGACUGCCACUCUGACUUCACCACACUUGAUAAAAUGGAAAGAAUGGAUCAGGAUAUUCCUGGCAUAAUUGCCACUGAAAGUACUGAAAGUAACGAAAAUUAUUUAUCAGAAGAUACAUGGGAAAAAUUCUGGGCGGCCAACGGUGAAAGGAUUAUAUGGGCCUCGUGGAUUAAAAAGUACAGUGAUUACAUUAAUCCAGCAUAUCUUGAUGAUAACAAUGAUCUUGUUAUGGAUGAAAAUAAUAUCCCAAAACAACACUCCGCUGAGCCUAUAUGUGUCAUAGAUGUUGUGGAUUAUAAAGAAAAUGUUGAUGAAAGUAUGAGGGAGAGGAAAUUUUCUUAUGAUUCAAAAGUUAACCCAUAUAAAACAGGCAGCAAAGAUAUAAAUUCCAUGGACAAAUAUGAUACAAUGAAUGAAAAAACAGAAAAGGAUGAUAAUUGGCUCGCUACACGCAGAAGGCGGUCUUGUUCAGAACAUGAUAGAAUUCUGAGUCCUAGAACUCUUCAGGGCACUGAUUCAUUGACAAAUGUAACUAAAAUAACCCUUUCGAGUUGCAAUGUUACUUCAAGCCAUGUAACAUCUGAAUCGACUCCUACAGAUGAUUAUAGUGUAUCUUCAAAUACAUCCGAUGAUCAGCUUAAUGACCAAACCAGAAUUGUAAAUAAUGAAGAUAAUUCAGAACAAAUGCCAUCUGAGGAGCUAGAUACUGAGCAAUAUUGGCAAUUCCUUUGGAAGAAGCAUUUCGCUGAUCAAUAUGCUCUCCAUUAUGCAAAUUAUAUUGAAUGUCAGAAAGCAAAAAAUAAAGAAAUGUCUGUGUUAAAUGUUCAAGGAAACAAAAUAGAAGAAAUAAAGGCUUUUGAUGUUGAAUGUGAAAAUAGUGAGGGGAAUUCACAAGAACUGCCAUCUGUAAUUGAAGUUCAGACACAAAUUGAAAACAUUAAGUUGGAAGAAAAGGUUACUAAGCCAAAGAGAAGAAAUAAACACACUAACAAUCGUAUUAUAAAUUCAGUGGGUGUCUUGUUACAAAAUUUACUAAAAGAACAGAAAGAGAAAUCCUUUGAUGAAACGGUAGAUGGUGAAGAUGGAAAAUCAAAUAAUGAUAAGACUGAACCAGUUACAUUGGAUACAAAUGAGACUGUUUCUGAAACAAACGAUGUGCAAAACAAUAGCAGCAUUAAUUCUUAUUAUAAUUAUUCUGAUGGAGAUGAUGACCCACCAGAAGAGAAACCAAUGUCUUUAAAAAGAAGUCACGAAAUUGACGACGAGGAAGAUAAUUUUGAAAAGGUGAAAUCAACAAUCCAAAUUAUGGGGUUCUCAUGCUUUCAAGAUAAAUUACCACAUGGUGAACUUAUAUACAGGAAAAGACUAGGCAGGUUACGUCCCCCGAGAAACAAGAGAUUUGGGAAACAUACGUACUUUGAUGAUGAUGGAAAUCCAUAUGAUGCAGAUCAGAAUCGCGACUCACAAGAUGUUAAUGAAAUACUGACAGACAAUGAUGGAUCAGAACUACAAUCUGAUGCUGAGAAAUCAAGUUCAGACGUAAAUAAAUUAGAAGCAAGUAUGUCAGAAAAUGAAAAUACAGAAAAUAGAUCUGAGAAUAAAACUGAAAAAACCAAUGAAAUUGACUCUACAGAUACCAAGAGUAAUUUACAAGUUAAUUUAGAAUCACAGAGCAAUAAUGACGGACAGGCAGAAAUGGUGGUCACUACACCAAUUAUAAUUAAUCGCAGGCAUCGACCAAGCCGACCGAAAAAGCUACCUAGAGUGGAAUAUUGCAAUACAGAAGAUAUGCCACCUGAAAUCAAAGAAGAUCCUAAAAUGUACAAGUAUUGGAAGAAACGGCAUUCAUUAUUUCACCGGUUCGACGAGGGCAUCCGGCUGGAUCGUGAGAGCUGGUUCAGCGUGACCCCGGAGACCGUGGCGCGCCACGUGGCGACCAAGUGCGGCGGCGCCGUGGUGGCCGACGCCUUCUGCGGGGCGGGAGGGAACACCAUCCAGUUUGCGAGAUCCUGCGAGCGAGUAAUCGCCAUAGACAUAGAUCCAGUGAAAAUUCAAAUGGCUAAACACAAUGCGGAAGUUUAUGGAGUGGCACACAAAAUUGAGUUCAUUGUGGGAGACUUUUUUGAUAUAGCACCGACAAUAAAAGCAGAUCUGGUAUUCUUAAGCCCUCCUUGGGGCGGACCAACUUAUUCGGUAAAACAUGAGUAUGAUAUCGAAACUAUGUUGGAACCAAAACCAGCUUCGGAGUUAAUGAACGUGGCUCGCAGGAUUAACAGAAAUAUAGCACUUUACCUACCAAGAAAUACAAGAUUGGAUCAGAUACUCUCUUUAGCUCGAGAAUUAGGCGGAACUGUUGAAAUAGAACAAAGUUAUUUAGGCAGAAGAUUUGUAGCCAUCACUGCAUACUUUUAUGAAUAAUUUACACAUUAAAUACUUCUUUACUAACAAAUAUUCGAUUUCUCGGAACUGCUGAUUGAUGUACAUGAUUACAUGUACUAUUUUAGUUCAUGUAAACGUUGUAGUCAUUGAAAUGAUUUGAAAAAAAAAACAUCAACAAAGUUCGGUAGUAAAAAUCAUUACAAAAUAUGCCCACAAUAAAAUUAUUCAUAAUAUUGUUAAUCUGUGUUGUAAUAGAUUAUAAAGUAUAUAACAAAUUAAAUUUCUUUAAUAUG